Cuscuta campestris is the source of this 953-nucleotide messenger RNA. The record is from the annotation of a GenBank genome assembly. NCBI's taxonomy places the organism in Eukaryota, Viridiplantae, Streptophyta, Magnoliopsida, Solanales, Convolvulaceae.
GGCGGGUAUGGACGGAUUCGGUUUUGACGCUCACACCGGAAACGGGAGUAGUUCCGAGACUCCGGUUGUGAACGUUUCGGCUGGAUUGGGUGGCUCUGUUGGGCAGACCACUCCUAUCAACAUUCCUUUCAGAUCGAGUGUGUCCAUGGGUCCACUCCGAUCACCGCCUUCGUUGGAUCGAGCGCGACUAUGUGGUCCGCUCCGGUCACCUCGGUUAUUAGACCAACCGCGGCUACGGACGAAAUGGUCACCCCACUCGGACCGAAUAUGGCUUCGGCCAUACUGGUCAUUCCCUCACUUGGACCGAACACGGGUGUCUUCACAUCUGCACCGGUCGGACAUCCAACUGUUAUGCUGCCUGCGAACUCUGUCAAAGAACCGGCAAAGUUCACAAGUGUUGGCUUUAAAAUAUGGCAGCAAAGGAUGUUAUUUUGGCUGACCACCCUCAACCUUGCGAGUCAAGCUGAAGAAUUGAUUCUCAUUUUUAAUGAGUGCACUGACGAGGGAAUGGGAGUCAGUGAGGCAUUCCAAGUGGCGGCGAUUAUUCAUGUGCUCCUGCCGGCUUGGGAUGAGUUUUGGAGCUAUCUCAAGCUCAAACGGAAAGAAAUGACUUUAGAACAGUUGCUUGUUCGUCUCCGGAUCCGUGAAGAGGGUCUCACUCGCGAGAAGAAAGUAGCUGUUGCUAAAGCAAAUGUGGUGGAGCAUCCACCCAAAGAGGAUUCUUCCAAAGGGCCCAAGUCAAAUAAGGACAAGAAGAAAAUUGGUCCUAAAGGAGGCGUCGCGAAGCCCAAGUUCGCGGGGAAAUGCUACAACUGUGGCAUUACGGGCCACCGUUCUUUAGAGUGCCGCAAGAAGCCUCAGAAGAAGUAGUAGAAGAAGGAAGAAGCUCUCUGCUCGGAGCUAGAUGCUAUGGACCUUUGUGCUGUCGUGACAGAAGUCAACCUGGUCGGGUC